GACACAUUUUGAGGUCGCACCAGGCUGAGGAUGGCUGAUACUGCCUCUCAGGCUGAAGCGCCCGCGCCUCAGGAAGUCAGUAGCGAGUUCAAGAAGCCUGUUUUGCCGGUGCCUCCAGCCGUGCGGAGUAAGGCUCCAGCCUCCAGUCCCUCAGUCCCUGAGGAUGUGCAGAAGGAAUGUCCCACGGGGCUGCUGGACCCUGGCUGUCCGGAGCCCGAGGUCCCAUCCCCUCAACCGGACCGCGAGGGUUCUGGGAGUCCGCCCGGGGAGCAGCUCCGAUCCCCGCGGGCAGCUGCUGCUCCCGGCGGUCCAGCCCGGCCUCCCCCAUACCAAGAACCAUCGUGGGGCAGCCCAGCCACGGCCCCCUACAGUCUCGAAACCCUGAAGGGUGGCACCAUCCUCGGCACCCGCACCUUGAAAGGGACGAGCUGCUGCCUUUUCGGGAGGCUUGCUAGCUGCGACGUAUGCCUCGAGCAUCCUUCCGUGUCUCGGUACCAUGCGGUGCUACAGCACCGGGGGUCUGAUCCCGACGGAGAGUCUGAGGAUCAUGGGCAGGGCUUCUAUCUCUAUGAUCUGGGAAGUACCCAUGGCACUUUCCUCAACAAGACUCGCAUCCCGCCCCGCACUUACUGUAGAGUCCACGUUGGGCACGUUUUUCGCUUUGGAGGCAGCACCCGCCUCUUUAUCCUUCAGGGACCAGAGGAAGACCGAGAGGCUGAAUCUGAGUUAACAGUGACACAGUUGAAGGAACUGCGCAGACAGCAACAGAUGUUAUUGGAGAAGAAGAUGUUGGGUGAAGACUCAGAUGAAGGAGAGGAAACAGAUACCACCGAGGGGAAGAGGAAUACUGGCACUCAAGAUGAUGACGUGGGCUGCACGUGGGGAAUGGGAGAGGAUGCUGUGGAGGACGAGGCAGAGGAGAACCCCAUUGCCUUGGAGUUUCAGCAGGACCGGGAGGCAUUUUAUAUAAAGGAUCCAAAGAAGGCUCUCCAAGGCUUCUUUGACCGGGAAGGAGAAGAGUUAGAGUAUGAGUUUGAUGAGCAGGGGCACAGUACCUGGCUCUGCAGGGUGAGAUUACCUGUAGAUGACUCAACUGGUAAACAGCUGGUGGCCGAGGCCAUUCACUCAGGAAAGAAAAAAGAAGCAAUGAUACAGUGUUCACUGGAAGCUUGUCGGAUCCUUGAUACAUUGGGGUUGCUGCGGCAGGAAGCAGUAUCUCGGAAACGGAAAGCCAAGAACUGGGAAGAUGAGGAUUUCUAUGACAGUGAUGAUGACACGUUCCUUGACCGAACUGGCCUGGUUGAGAAGAAGCGUUUGAACCGGAUGAAGAAGGCUGGGAAGAUGGAUGAGAAGCCAGAAACGUUUGAGUCACUGGUUGCAAAGCUAAAUGAUGCUGAAAGGGAACUCUCUGAAAUUUCUGAGAGGCUCAAGGCUUCAAGCAAAGCUCUGUCAGAGUCAUCGUCUCAGGAUUCUUUAGAUGCAUUCAUGUCAGAAAUGAAAUCAGGGACCACAUUAGAUGGUGUGUCUCGGAAGAAACUUCACCUGAGGACUUUUGAACUAAGGAAAGAACAACAGAGGCUGAAAGGGUUAAUAAAACUUGUAAAGCCAGCGGAGAUCCCAGAACUAAAAAAGACUGAACUUCAGACUGCAAAUGCUGAAAACAAAGCUAAGAAACUUGCAUUACCUCUCUUUGGUGCCAUGAAAGGAGGAAGCAAAUUCAAAUUAAAAACUGGAACAGUAGGGAAGUUGCCACCCAAGCGUCCAGAACUCCCUCCAGCUUUAAUGAAAAUGAAGGAUGAACCUGAAGUAGAGGAGGAGGAGGAGGAGGAAGAGGAGGAGGAGAAAGCGGAGGAGGGGCAUGGAGAGCAAAGGGAGGAUGGGAGCAACAGGCUGCUUCAAGAGACACAGACGGAGCUGGAAACUGCAGUGCAGGACCCGAGUGCUCCCGCGGACCCCUCUUGUCCUCAGGAGACAGAAAGCCACGAAAGCCUGUCUCAAGUCAGCCAAGUGGAACAGAGUAAAGAUUAUCCAGAGAUGGGCAAAAUAGCUUCUUCCUGUGAGGCCCCUUCAGUAGCACCAGGGAGAGAGUGUGAAAAAAACAGAGAUGAGUUGAAGAAAAAGAAAGCUUCUGGUCCAAGCAAAUUUCCACCCAUACUUUCUUCCAAAUACCCUGAAGAUGAUCCAGACUACUGUAUAUGGGUUCCACCUGAAGGCCAAAGUGGAGAUGGCAGAACUCAUCUUAAUGACAAGUAUGGCUAUUGAUUGGUUCAGAGUCCCAAAGGAAGAACUUGUGGACCACAGGAUAUUUGGGAUGACAGAUCGAGUGAUGGCCAGGGAAGUUCAGAUGACCAUUUGUGAAAUCUGGUGACUGGCUUUUUCUUCUGUAUCCCUGGCUUCCUAAGAUUGUCUGCCCAUUGGAUUCUUCUGAAUUUUUGGGUUUAUAUUUAAGUGUUUUUGUAUAUAUGUAAAAAGGCACCAUGUACACUGAAAAUUAGUAAAAUAAGAGCCAUGACCCUACUUUAAAAUGAGAAGGUGAUGAUGAUUUCCUAAUGUUGAUUUAAGAUCAUAUCUUCUAAUGUAAUUAAGAGCCUGUGGUGGUUCCUAGUGCCAUUCUCGGUGACACCUCCAGUGAAAGGUGAUUGUUCACAGGGCUCAAUGUGGAUGCCAGAGCUGUUGAUGCAAAACAGAGCUUUCGUCUCAAGGGGAAUAAGAGGUGGUUUAUUUGUAGUCAGAUGUAAGUGACCAUGGCCGAGGAACAUGGUUGCCCCAAGGGACAUGGAAGUGGCUAUAUGAGCUUUUAGCUGUUAUUGGUAUAAGACAAGAGGAGGUCAUAAAUCAGUGUACAUAUAAAAUAACUGGUGGGGGCUGCAGGUGGUUGGGUUGCAGCAAAAUGGGGAAACUACUGUAGGGUUCAGACACUAUCUCCCAGCAUUCUUCACUUGGGUUGGUGGAAGCUAGUGGUCUACCAACAUUAUACUCCAAAGGUUUGUUUGUCAGAGGAACCAGACACAGAGAUGGACGAUAAAUGCCUAUUGAAGUAGCCAGAAGUAGCCCAAUAUAAUUUGUCUCUGGUUCUUCAGCAUUCUGACUCUCUAUAGUCACAGUAGAAAUUCAGUAGACUAUUCAGUUUGGGCAUAGCUUUUUUCCAGGGAACUUCUGGUAACACUUCUGUUGGCCAACCAUUACAUUUUGUGUGUGUAAAGGCUAAAUUUUUUUUUUUAGCACCAUGAUCUAAUCAGCUGAGCCAACUGGCAAAUCCAAAUGUAGUGCUUGCUAGCACUAUCUUACAGUGCUAGCAAGGUGCAUUCUAGAGGCAUGGUAAAGAUGAAUCUGAGCAGGCAGGAAGGCAUUCUUCAGAGAGAGAAAUAGCUGUGAAAGCCAUUAAAGAAGAAGCCCUGGACCAUUUUAACGUUGUUAGCCAUCAUGAUCCUGGUCUUUCUUUUCCUUUUUUACCAUCUCCAUCUCAUGUUUACACGAAGGUGAUAAGAAUAUUAUACCUACAAUUAAAAUAAUAUAGAAUGGCCUAAAGAAGCAAAGGUAAAUCAAGCAUUUCUAGCCCUUGGGAGGCGAAGACAAGCAGAUUUAUGUGAAUUGGAGGCCAGCCUGGCCUACAUAGUGAGGUUCAAGAUAGCCAAAGCUACAUAGAGAGACCCUGUCUCAAAAUCACGAAGAAGGAGCAAUGGCAAAAGUUGCAGAUGAGGGAAACAGACAUUUGAACCAGUGAAGAACCCUCUCUGUCAUCUUACUCUUCAGUUAGACUGAUUUCAUUUCUAGUUCAUGAGGGUUUACUUUAAUGUUUGUGUUUAAAAUAAUUUAUUCUUGUUUCUUAACUCUAGCUUCUCUUGAUUCUACAACCACAAACCUUGUGUGGAGUGGCUUUUUCUACCUGUAGGAACAGUUGUCUUUAAUGUCUAAGUUGUCAUAACUCUUCUUUGUGAUUAGUAAUGUUACUUGGUAUUACACAGUAUUUCAGUUUGAGGAUGUAAAUGGACAGUCAUUACAAAAGAAGUGUGAUCAUCAA
Messenger RNA from Mesocricetus auratus (golden hamster), 4021 nucleotides. RefSeq names its product solute carrier family 4 member 1 adaptor protein (gene Slc4a1ap). Gene Ontology annotation, molecular function: protein binding; mRNA binding. The record is from RefSeq and is a predicted model, not a curated record. The coding region runs from base 31 to 2262 and encodes 743 amino acids. The transcript has 14 exons. Lineage: Eukaryota; Metazoa; Chordata; Mammalia; Rodentia; Cricetidae.